UCUCUUCAGGGCGGACAUUUGUCUUCAUCUGAGAAGAAAGCUCAGGCCUGGGAAUAAAAACUGGAUUAAUCAAACAAUUCAUCGGCCUAAAUGGACUAUCACGGGUUGAAACUGAGGACGGUUUUGGACCACAAACGGAUUUUAUAUACUUGUUUUUCCUAUUUCGACCUGUAAUGUGUAUUUGCCAUUUCUGAGCGUGGGGAUCUGAAUGAGGAUGACUGCCCUCAUGAGGAAGGUGCAGCAGGUGCUCUGCCUCCUGCUGCUGGGCGCUCUCCAAGCCUGCAGCGCUCAGACGCAAGAAGUGGCUGUUUGCCCCGGCACACAGAAUGGUCUGAGCACAACAGGAGACUCUGACAACCAGUACGAGACGAUGAAGAAGAUGUACAACAACUGUGAUAUCGUGAUGGGUAACCUUGAGGUCACCAUGAUGGAACACACCAGAGACUUCAGUUUCCUGCAGUCUAUUAAGGAAGUGACGGGCUACAUUCUGUUUGCUGUCAACGAGUUCAGCCGCAUCCCUCUGGACAACCUCCGCGUCAUCAGAGGCACCACUCUGUACGAUGGCCACUACGCCCUGGCUGUGAUGAUCAACUACCAAAAAGAGGGUGCACAUGGCCUUCGAGAGCUCGGUCUGACACACCUUACAGAGAUCCUGGAAGGAGGCGUGAAGAUCAUCCAGAAUCGGGACCUGAGUUAUGCCCCGCAGAUCAACUGGAGGGACAUAGUGAAGGAUGACUCCACUCCCAUUCUGAUUGAAGCCAAUGGUCCUCAGCGGAAUUGUAGCCAAGAGUGUGGAUACGUGCCGUGUUGGGGACCAGGAAGUAACGCAUGCCAAACUCUGACAAAGACUGUGUGCGCUCCUCAGUGUAACGGCCGGUGCUUCGGUAAAAACCCAAGCGAAUGUUGCCACGGUGAAUGUGCUGGAGGCUGUAGAGGACCGCUGGACACAGACUGCUUUGCUUGUAAGAACUUCAACAACUCGGGCUCAUGUGUGACCCAGUGUCCACAGGCUAUGAUCUACAACAAGCAUACAUUCAGAAUGGAGCCCAAUCCCAAUGUCAAGUACCAGUAUGGCGCUAUCUGUGUGUCCCAGUGCCCCGAAAACUUUGUGAUGGAUGACAGCUCAUGUGUGAGCAAAUGCCCAAACAAUAAGAAGGAGGUGGAAAAAAACGGAGUAAAACAAUGUGAGCUGUGCGAAGGCAUCUGCUCAAAAGCUUGUACUGGCACAGGAGGUCCGUCCAGAGAAACUGUGGAUGCGAGUAACAUUGACAGUUUCAGAAACUGCACUAAGAUUGACGGCAGUCUUCAGUUCCUGGUGACGGGGAUAAACGGUGACGAUUACAAGAAAAUCCCAGCCCUUGACCCAGAAAAGCUCAAAGUCUUUAACACUGUGAAGGAGAUCACAGAUUUCCUCAACAUCCAAUCGUGGCCAAAAAGCCUGUCUGACCUGUCGGUCUUUUCCAACCUUCACACCAUUCAAGGCAGAAAACUGUACAGGGGAACCAAAUCUAAAAGGGGCUACUCCCUUUUGGUGAUGAGGAACAAUUCUCUCACCUCCCUCGGGCUGCGCUCACUGCAGAGAAUAAACGAUGGCAGUGUCUACAUCUCAGGAAACGAGAAGCUCUGCUACCACGACACGGUGAACUGGACCCGCAUCUUCAACAGCAGCUCGCGUCCGCAGAAACGGAACAAGCAAGUUGAAUUUAGGGACAACCGACCCCGAGACCAGUGUGAAAAAGACAACUUUGUUUGUCACUCUUUGUGCUCAUCUGACGGCUGCUGGGGUCCCGGAGUGAACCAGUGUGUGUCCUGUAAGAAAUACAAGCGAGGAGAGACAUGUGUGGACGACUGUCUGUUCUUGAAGGGAGACAGGAGGGAGUUUGCUAACGAGUCAGGGGUGUGUAUGCCCUGCCACCAAGAGUGUAAAGUCCAAGAUGGGGUGAAGACCUGCUCGGGCCCGAGAGCAGAUCAGUGUACAGCAUGUGCCAGCCUGCAGGAUGGUCCCAACUGUGUCUCUUCAUGUCCUGACGGGGUCAUGGGUAAGGAGGGAUUCAUCUUUAAAUACCCCAACAAGCAAGGCAGCUGUGAGCUGUGCUUUGUCAACUGCAGCCAAGGGUGCACUGGCCCAGGAGAAGGAGGAUGUGUGGAGGCUCCACGACCUACUUCUGGACCAUCACCCACUUUCAUCGCGCUCGGGGUGAUUUUCUUGCUCUUCUGUUCAUUCUCCAUUUUUGUGCUGAGUGUUUUGUACCGCCGAGGCCUCGCCAUCCGUCGCAAACGAGCCAUGAGGAGAUACAUGGAGAGCGGCGAAACUUUUGAACCUUUAGAAGAGAAAGAGAAAGUCCACGCCCGCAUCUUGAAGCCUUCAGAUAUACGUAAGAUCAAGCUGCUGGGUAAUGGAGUAUUUGGAUCGGUCCAUAGGGGCAUUUGGAUUCCAGAGGGAGACACGGUGAAGUUACCUGUUGCCAUAAAGACGAUUCAGGAUCGCACGGGUCGACAGACCUUCUGCCAGGUGACGGAUCACAUGAUGGCCAUGGGAAGCUUAAACCACAUUAACGUUGCCAAAACCCUGGGUAUUUGUCCCGGUGACAGCCUGCAGCUGGUCACCCAGCUCAGCACUCAUGGCUCCCUGCUGGAGCAUGUCAGGAGCAACAAGAACAAGCUCAGCCCCCAGAGGCUGCUCAACUGGUGUGUUCAAAUCGCAAAGGGUAUGAAUUACCUGGAGGAGAACAGGAUUGUUCACAGGAAUCUGGCUGCGAGAAACGUGCUCCUGAACAAUAACUUCACCGCGCAGAUUUCAGAUUAUGGCAUUGCAGACCUGCUCUACCCUGAUGAUAAGAAAUAUUUUUACAAUGAAGUCAAGACACCAAUCAAGUGGAUGGCCUUGGAGAGCAUCUUGUUUCGCAGAUACACACAUCAGAGUGAUGUCUGGAGCUAUGGUGUAACGAUUUGGGAGAUGAUGUCUUAUGGGAUGGAGCCGUAUGCAUCAAUGCGUCCUCAGGAGGUUCCCGACCUGCUGGAAAAAGGCGAGCGUCUGUCCCAGCCUCAGAUAUGCACCAUUGACGUCUACAUGGUCAUGGUUAAAUGUUGGAUGAUUGAUGAGAAUGUCCGCCCGACCUUUAAGGAACUGGCCGGUGAAUUUACCAGAAUGGCCAGAGAUCCACCUCGCUACCUGGUGAUCAAAGAGGACUGCAGCCAACAGGAAAUGUCUCCAGAAGAAGUUACCCAGAGGAGUGCAGACCUAGAGGACCUGGAUGAUAAUCCUGAGCUGGACAACCUGGUGGCAGAAGGAGCGCUGGAUGAUGUGACCACAGCGCCUCAUUACCUGUCCAGGAGUCUGAGUCGUCUCUCCAGAAUGGACACACAGAGAACGGUCCUAAAUCCAUCAAAUGGAACUGGAUAUCUGCCCAUGACCCCCAGUGUUGACCUUACAGGACAGGCCAUGUGGCUGUCACGGUCUCGACUAAACUCUGCUCGCACUGUCUCUGAGAGCUCAGAGGGGUGCGGCACAGCACUUGAUAUGGACAUGAAUGAGGACAGCUCUGUGGCAGGGAGCCUGAAAAGAAGACGCCACCGUGAGGACAGUGCCUAUGUGUCUCAGAGGGACAGCCUGUCCGGAGGCCCAUCGGAGACUCCUUCUCCAGAGAUGGAGAAAGAAGAUCAAAAUGAAUAUGUGCUUCCUGGAGGCAGUCCAGAAAGAGAUCCUUUAUUGUACUCGUCCCGAGCCAAGAUGGUAAAGUCUCAUUCAUCGGGCCUGUUGGACGAGCCAGAUGAAGAAUAUGAGUACAUGAACAAGCAAACACACGUUUCACUGAGACAAAACAGCCCCUGGCAGAAGUCGAACAAGAAACGAAGCAUGUCAGUGUCGUCGCAAGCGACAGCGUGCUCCUGUGAUACCACACUCUCCAUGGAGGGCAGAGGAGGCCUGACGAUGAGCAAUGGCCGGUUUGACUCAGAGCAACAAGUUGAAUAUGAAUACAUGGACAUCAGAGGAAGGGAAAAGGACGAAAGCCCGCCUGAGCAUGACCCUCCACCACCUCCGAUUUUACCAAGGAUAAGAAGAGAGGUGGAGGAUGAAGAAGAGGAUGAAUACGUGGAGGACGACAACUAUCAUUACACUAACAGUCAGCCGAAGCUGCGACAAGCUCUGAAAGAAAACAAGGAGCUGAGGAUUGAGGGCAGGGACAGCAGCAAGGAGUACGAGUAUGAGGACAUGGACAGCUUGGCUGCCUCGCCCCCUGCUGAUGCAGGGGUGUACCAGAACAUGCAGGGGGAGGGAGCAGAGGGGGGCACAGCAGUGCACUCAUCGGGGUUUGAGAUGCAUGUGAAAGUGCGAGCCGGGGUCGACGUCGGGGAACCUGUUGCAGGUGACAGAUCCUUUGACAACCCAGGCUACUGGCACAGCAGGAUGUUCCUGAAGCCCAACGCUGUACCGACAUGAAGAAGGUUCAGAUCUCGCUCCUGGGACACACUCAUGAAGGACCUGGAAAAAGACGCAGUAAAGCCGCAGAAUGUAGCAUAUCACACACACACGCACGCACACACA
Messenger RNA from Nematolebias whitei (Rio pearlfish), 4546 nucleotides. It is a transcript of the gene erbb3a, whose product is annotated as erb-b2 receptor tyrosine kinase 3a. Gene Ontology annotation, biological process: protein phosphorylation; positive regulation of kinase activity; multicellular organism development. The transcript is spliced from 29 exons. Gene Ontology annotation, molecular function: ATP binding; neuregulin binding; neuregulin receptor activity. The record is from RefSeq and is a predicted model, not a curated record. Bases 209 to 4441 code for a protein of 1410 amino acids. Gene Ontology annotation, cellular component: signaling receptor complex; basal plasma membrane. NCBI's taxonomy places the organism in Eukaryota, Metazoa, Chordata, Actinopteri, Cyprinodontiformes, Rivulidae.